This is a messenger RNA of Haemonchus placei, 126 nucleotides long. The record is from the annotation of a GenBank genome assembly. Lineage: Eukaryota; Metazoa; Nematoda; Chromadorea; Rhabditida; Trichostrongylidae.
AUGAAAGGGGGAAAGCACUCCACCCUGUGGCACUCCACCGGAAAAAUGAAAACGGUGAGAAAAACCGUUUCCUACUUUCACUGUCGAAUAACGGUCCUUCCAUUACGACGUCAUCCAAUUCAAUAA